Messenger RNA from Schistocerca cancellata (South American locust), 2019 nucleotides. RefSeq names its product testis-specific H1 histone-like. NCBI's taxonomy places the organism in Eukaryota, Metazoa, Arthropoda, Insecta, Orthoptera, Acrididae. The record is from RefSeq and is a predicted model, not a curated record. The transcript has 2 exons. Bases 1 to 2019 code for a protein of 672 amino acids.
AUGUCUAAGACAUGGCGCGCGCGCGCGCGCGCGCGCGAUAGAGCACGGACGCGCGCGCGCGCGCGCGAAAGAGCACAGACGCACGCGCGCGCGCGCGCGCGCGAAAGAGCACAGACGCACGCGCGCGCGCGCGCGCGCGAAAGAGCACAGACGCGCGCGCGCGCGCGCGAAAGAGCACAGACGCGCGCGCGCGCGCGCGCGCGCGCGCGAAAGAGCACAGACGCGCGCGCGCGCGCGCGCGCGCGCGCGCGAAAGAGCACAGACGCACGCGCGCGCGCGCGCGAAAGAGCACAGACGCGCGCGCGCGCGCGCGCGCGAAAGAGCACAGACGCGCGCGCGCGCGCGCGAAAGAGCACAGACGCGCGCGCGCGCGCGCGAAAGAGCACAGACGCGCGCGCGCGCGCGCGAAAGAGCACAGACGCGCGCGCGCGCGCGCGAAAGAGCACAGACGCGCGCGCGCGCGCGCGAAAGAGCACAGACGCGCGCGCGCGCGCGCGAAAGAGCACAGACGCGCGCGCGCGCGCGCGCGAAAGAGCACAGACGCGCGCGCGCGCGCGCGCGAAAGAGCACAGACGCGCGCGCGCGCGCGCGCGAAAGAGCACAGACGCGCGCGCGCGCGCGCGCGAAAGAGCACAGACGCGCGCGCGCGCGCGCGCGAAAGAGCACAGACGCGCGCGCGCGCGCGCGCGAAAGAGCACAGACGCGCGCGCGCGCGCGCGCGAAAGAGCACAGACGCGCGCGCGCGCGCGCGAAAGAGCACAGACGCGCGCGCGCGCGCGCGAAAGAGCACAGACGCGCGCGCGCGCGCGCGAAAGAGCACAGACGCGCGCGCGCGCGCGCGAAAGAGCACAGACGCGCGCGCGCGCGCGCGCGAAAGAGCACAGACGCGCGCGCGCGCGCGCGCGAAAGAGCACAGACGCGCGCGCGCGCGCGCGCGAAAGAGCACAGACGCGCGCGCGCGCGCGCGCGAAAGAGCACAGACGCGCGCGCGCGCGCGCGAAAGAGCACAGACGCGCGCGCGCGCGCGCGAAAGAGCACAGACGCGCGCGCGCGCGCGCGAAAGAGCACAGACGCGCGCGCGCGCGCGCGAAAGAGCACAGGCGCGCGCGCGCGCGCGCGAAAGAGCACAGACGCGCGCGCGCGCGCGCGAAAGAGCACAGACGCGCGCGCGCGCGCGCGCGAAAGAGCACAGACGCGCGCGCGCGCGCGCGCGCGAAAGAGCACAGACGCGCGCGCGCGCGCGCGCGAAAGAGCACAGACGCGCGCGCGCGCGCGCGCGAAAGAGCACAGACGCGCGCGCGCGCGCGCGCGAAAGAGCACAGACGCGCGCGCGCGCGCGCGCGAAAGAGCACAGACGCGCGCGCGCGCGCGCGCGAAAGAGCACAGACGCGCGCGCGCGCGCGCGCGAAAGAGCACAGACGCGCGCGCGCGCGCGCGCGAAAGAGCACAGACGCGCGCGCGCGCGCGCGAAAGAGCACAGACGCGCGCGCGCGCGCGCGAAAGAGCACAGACGCGCGCGCGCGCGCGCGAAAGAGCACAGACGCGCGCGCGCGCGCGCGAAAGAGCACAGACGCGCGCGCGCGCGCGCGCGAAAGAGCACAGACGCGCGCGCGCGCGCGCGCGAAAGAGCACAGACGCGCGCGCGCGCGCGCGCGAAAGAGCACAGACGCGCGCGCGCGCGCGCGCGAAAGAGCACAGACGCGCGCGCGCGCGCGCGAAAGAGCACAGACGCGCGCGCGCGAAAGAGCACAGACGCGCGCGCGCGAAAGAGCACAGACGCGCGCGCGCGAAAGAGCACAGACGCGCGCGCGCGAAAGAGCACAGACGCGCGCGCGCGAAAGAGCACAGACGCGCGCGCGCGAAAGAGCACAGACGCGCGCGCGCGAAAGAGCACAGACGCGCGCGCGCGAAAGAGCACAGACAUCGCGGGAGCUAAGAGCCGAGUCGCGCCCUAAAUCCGCCGCGCCCAUGAAUAUUGGAAACAGCCUAGCGACGGCGGCAGCGGCGGCGACGGCAUAA